Sporisorium graminicola is the source of this 729-nucleotide messenger RNA. RefSeq lists its product as uncharacterized. Gene Ontology annotation, cellular component: ribosome. The record is from RefSeq and is a predicted model, not a curated record. Bases 1 to 729 code for a protein of 242 amino acids. Gene Ontology annotation, molecular function: structural constituent of ribosome. The transcript has a single exon. Gene Ontology annotation, biological process: translation. NCBI's taxonomy places the organism in Eukaryota, Fungi, Basidiomycota, Ustilaginomycetes, Ustilaginales, Ustilaginaceae.
AUGAAGCUCAACGUUGCUAACCCGGCCACGGGUGCCCAGAAGUCUUUCGACAUCCAGGAUGAGCGUCUCGUUCGCUGCUUCUACGAGAAGCGCAUGUCGCAGGACGUCGAGGUCGACUCGCUCGGCGAGGAGUGGAAGGGCUACGUCCUCCGCAUCGGCGGUGGUAACGACAAGCAGGGUUUCCCCAUGAAGCAGGGUGUUCUGCUCCCCAACCGUGUCCGCCUCCUGCUCUCCAAGGGCGACUCGUGCUACCGCCCCCGCCGCACCGGUGAGCGCAAGCGCAAGUCGGUUCGUGGCUGCAUCGUCGGCUCCGACAUCCAGGCUCUCCACCUCAUCGUCGUCAAGCAGGGCGAGAAGGAGAUCCCCGGCCUCACCGACGCCGAGUCGACCGUCCCCAAGCGUCUCGGACCCAAGCGUGCCAACCACAUCCGCAAGUUCUUCAACCUCUCCAAGGAGGAUGACGUUCGUCAGUUUGUCGUUCGCCGCGAGGUCGUCUCCAAGAAGGAGGGCGCCAAGCCAUACACCAAGGCCCCCAAGAUCCAGCGUCUCGUGACUGCCCAGCGUCUCCAGCGCAAGCGUCACCUGCGCUCGCUCAAGAUCCGCAGGGCAGAGGCCCAGAAGAUCCAGAAGGAGGAGUACGACCAGCUCAUCUCGAAGCGCGUCGCCGAGAAGAAGCAGGAGGUCGCCGCCCACAAGGCUGCCCGCAAGUCGGCCAAGGUCCAGGCCUAA